AUGCAACCUACGGCACGCCAGCACUCCUCGGGGUCACUCGAGCAGUUCAACCCGGUGAUGGUGACUCCAGUUAUCGGAAAUGAAUUUACCAAAGGAACAUGCAAUAUUGUCGACGACAUUCUGCGCACCCCGGACGCCGAGAAGCGUAUUCGCGACCUGGCAAUCAUGAUCGCCGAAAGGGGUGUCGUGUUCUUCCGCGCUCAAGACAACCUCACGAACGACCUCCAAAAGGAACUCAUCCUCCGCAUGGGUGAGCUAACAGGCCGUCCCUCCACACACGGCCUUCAUAUCCACCCCGUGACAAACGAUGCCCGCGAAUUUGGCGACCCUGAUCCGGCUAUUAGCACUAUCGACUCGGAGGGACGCAAGAAGCUAUACAAGGGGUCCAACUACACGAAGAUGGCAGCUGUCUGGCAUAGUGAUAUUUCUUUCGAGCCAGCUCCCGCGGACUAUUCGUCGUUGCGGUUGACACAGCUCCCUAAGACUGGAGGCGAUACUCUUUGGGCCUCUGGAUACGAGGUUUAUGACCGAAUUAGCAAGCCGUAUCAGAAGUUCCUGGAGACUCUGACUGCAACCCAUGAUGGUGAUGGAUUCCGGAAAAUGGCCCAGUCCGGCAAGUUCCAGCUGUAUGACAAGGAGAGAGGGUCGCCCAAGAAUAUCGGUGGAGACCUUUAUGCGAUUCAUCCGGUUGUUCGAACCAACCCGAUUACUGGAUGGAAAUCGAUUUUCCCUAUUGGCUCGUUUCCUACUCAAAUUAACGGCCUGAAUCGCCGAGAGAGCGCAAACAUGCUCGCUUGGUUCCACGAUCUCAUUACAUACGGACAUGAUCUCCAGGUCCGCCUCAAGUGGAACAGCCCGAACGAUAUCGCUAUUUGGGACAACCGCAGUGUUUUCCACACCGCGACCGGAGAUCAUGAUGGGUUCGGCCCACGCAGUGGUAACCGAGCCGUGGGUGUUGGUGAGGUGCCAUACUUUGAUCCUGCGAGCAAGUCCCGUCGGGAAGACUUGGGCAUCGUGGACGACCUGGCCCCCUGCCAUCUGUAG
This is a messenger RNA of Penicillium cinerascens, 1044 nucleotides long. RefSeq names its product TauD/TfdA dioxygenase family protein. Lineage: Eukaryota; Fungi; Ascomycota; Eurotiomycetes; Eurotiales; Aspergillaceae. Bases 1 to 1044 code for a protein of 347 amino acids. Gene Ontology annotation, molecular function: 2-oxoglutarate-dependent dioxygenase activity. The record is from RefSeq and is a predicted model, not a curated record. The transcript is spliced from 5 exons. Gene Ontology annotation, cellular component: cytoplasm.